This is a messenger RNA of Camellia sinensis, 1638 nucleotides long. The record is from RefSeq and is a predicted model, not a curated record. Lineage: Eukaryota; Viridiplantae; Streptophyta; Magnoliopsida; Ericales; Theaceae.
AUGUCAAAGAUUUUCACUGCCAAUUGUGAGGAUGAAACCCUAAUUUCGUUGUAUCGUGAAGAUGAGGAAUUUGAUUGUGGAGAUGAUGAUCUCGAUUGUGGAAAUAAUGAAGAUCAGUCGUUGGAAAAAAAAAUGGAAGUGUUUUUCUCUGUGAUGGUGGAGGACAUGAACAGGAGUUGGAUGUUAAUUUCUGAUAGAUUCAUUCAGCCAUAUGUAGAUGGGGUGAACUCAUUUAUUGAAUUUGCAAAGGUUCAUUUGGGUGAGGCUAGGGAGAUUAAGUGCACAUGCAUCAAUUGUUGUAACUCUUAUAAGCAUGAGUAUGAUAGUGUGAAGGCUCAUUUGCUCAUAAGUGGGAUGAUAGUAUCAUACACCACUUGGUUAGAACACGGUGAACUUCCAGAACACAAUAACCUUGAUGAAAGCAAUGGUGAGAAUGAUGAGGAUGAAGAUGAAUAUGAUGAACUGAUAGAGGACUAUCAGAGGGGGAAUUUCAAUUGUUGUAACUUUUAUAAGCAUGAGUAUGAUAGUGUGAAGGAACACAAUAACCUUGAUGAAAGCAAUGGUGAGAAUGAUGAAGAUGAAGAUGAAUAUGAUGAACUGAUAGAGGACUAUCAGAGGGGGAAUUUUAUGGAGGGUGAUACUCUAGAAAGAGAGGAUGUACGACAUUUUGAUAAAUUGUUAGAUGCUUCCCAAUGUUACUUGUACCCAGGUUGCAAAAACUCGGAUACUUUGUUAUCAUUCAUUAUUCAGAUGCUACAUGUGAAGGAGAAUGCUCACUUGGAAAAAUGUCCCACAUGUCAAGCAUCUAGGUACAGAGUAAAUGAUAGCAAGGGUAAGAAGAUCCCUCACAAGAUAUUGUGUUACUUCCCAUUGACACCUAGGUUGAGAAGAUUGUACAUGUCUAGGAAGACGGCAAAAGACAUGAGAUGGCAUAGUGAUAAGCGUAUGGAUGAUGGUGUAGGGAGGCAUCCGGCUGAUUGUAAAGAGUGGAAGGAAUUUGAUUUGCAUUAUCCAGAGUUUGCCCAGGAGACUCACAAUGUUAGGUUGGGCCUAGCCACCGAUGGGUUCAACCCUUUUGGGAACAUGAGCACUUCCUAUAGCAUGUGGCCUAUCAUACUUAUGCCCUAUAACCUCCCACUUUGGAGAUGUAUGAAGGCCCCAUUUUUCAUGAUGUCCUUACUUAUUGCUGGACGUAAUCAACUAGGGACUGAUAUUGAUGUCUACCUAAGGCCAUUGAUUGAUGAGUUGAAGGAGUUAUGGGAGAAUGGCGUGAUGACUUACGAUGCCUCCACUGAACAGACCUUCCGGAUGCAUGCAGCUGUAAUGUGGACCAUAAAUAACUUCCCUGCAUAUGGUGACUUAUCCGGAUGGAGAACUAAAGGUUAUUUGUCUUGCCCUCCUUGUAAUGAUAAUCCAUUGUCACGCGGGUUGAUUAGCAAGAUUGGGUGGGUGGGUCAUCGAGCUUACUUGCCUGAUAACCACCUUUGGAGGAAAGACAAGAAGUUUGAUGGUUUAACUGAGCUUAGAAAGGAAAUCCUCGGAUUUACCGGUCGAAAAAGUAAUGGCUCAAUUGGAUCAAUUGUAGGAAGUCAAGUUUGGAAAGGAUCCUACCAACAAGAAAAGACCACGAAAGUCUGA